ACAUCAAUUAUGAUCCAUCUUCUAAUGUUGGAGAUGUAGAGAAUGAACAUGUGUUCAGUCCAAAAACUCAAAAUGUAGAACUGGUAGCAAAUGAUCUCAAAGAAGAUAUAUCAGUACAGAGCAAUAUUAGGGCUCAUGAGGAAGUGAGGACGCACCAAGAAUACUUCCAGAGAUACUCAAACCCUCAUAACAAGUUUACUCCCAAGACUGAUACUGACCAUAAAAUGUUGGACCACAAAAGCAAUAAACAAAAGCUUGAAAAAAUGCCUUUAGAGAGCUAUUGCGAACAAUGGAUAAGAGGGCAGCUAUCUAAUUUUGAUUAUUUGACCAUCUUAAACAAUUUAGCUGGUAGACGCCAUGGGGACCCUGUCUGUCACCAUGUUAUGCCAUGGGUAACAGAUUUCACCUCUCGGACAGGUUCCAACUGGCGUGAUCUGACACGUUCCAAAUAUAGGCUGAAUAAGGGAGACAGACAGCUGGAUCUGACAUAUGACACAGCCACUGGGACAGCACAGGUGCCGCACCAUGUUUCAGAAGUUCUCUCUGAAAUAACAUACUAUGUGUACAUGGCACGGAGAAUACCAAAAUCCAUUCUCUGUAAAUACGUCCGACCAAAAUGGGUCCCAGCAGAAUACCCUUCAUCCAUUCAGAGGAUGCAAGAAUGGACUCCCGAUGAAUGUAUUCCUGAAUUCUUUUCUGAUCCUACUGUUUUUGAGUCCAUCCAUGAGGAUCUUCCUAACCUGGAAAUUCCAUCUUGGGCAACUUCUGUUGAGGAUUUUAUUGAAAGACAUCGUGAUAUAUUGGAGAGUAAUCAUGUCUCUGAAAGGCUACAUCACUGGAUAGAUCUAACCUUUGGAUACAAGUUAUCAGGAAGUGCUGCAGUGAAGUCGAAGAAUGUGUGUCUUCACCUUGUUGACAGCCAUAUGACCCUUGCACAAACAGGUGUAGUGCAGUUGUUUGCACAGCCACAUCCAUCACGGAUUUGUGCGUCUCCAUACUGGGGAAAGACUCCACCCAGAUUACAGCCAUCACAGAGGGAUAAAAGGAACAAGAAUGUUGAUCGUGCGAGUGAAGAUGAAGGCCACAGUUCAGGAUUUGAAGAAGAUGAACAGUCUUUGUCUCAGGGUGGAUCAAAAUCAUCACCGCUUGCACUUAAUAAACUUUUGAGUCGAUCUAGAGGUUCACUGUUGGGCUCUUUUCCAACAUCUUCACCUGAUGAAACCUGCCCUCAGCAAAAGACAGGAGCUGGAAAUGGUGCUGCCUCCAUUAUGCUUCCAAAGGACUACAACCCAGUAGCUGCUAUUCAAAGUGUUGAAUCGAUGUACAACUUCCUUAACAAGACUCUGCACAACAGCCCUAAAUCUCUGAAAGAAGAAUCUCCUUGUAUUGGCAGUGGCAUUGGCUAUAAGCAGAUUGUAGCUUCAAGAAGACUACAUGAAAUGGAGGUUCUGGGCUGCAUUGUGGUUGAAAUGCUGCUAGCUCAACAACUAAGACCUACCAGCAGCAGUGAACCAGUUUCUCCCAUGUUCAGACUUGAAAUAUGUCGUGCAGUUUUGUCACGAGCUGCUGACAUGGUACCACGCAACGUGAGGCAUGCAAUAUCAUUGUUGCUCAUGGAAGAUACCAUGAGAGACUCCUGUGGGCGGCGACCUGCAGUAACAUCUCGUGGCCUUCCGCCUCCAUCUGCUCACCAGUUGCUGCAGCCACUGUUAGCCCACUGCGCCUUCCCAUUUCCAGCACACUUCUUGACUCUUACAAAACUUCUCUGCCGUCACCACGAUUUCUGCAGCCUUGUUAGGGAAAUGUCAUUUUUGAACCUGCAGGAGACUGUUGAGCCUGACAUUGCUGAGAAGAUAAUGAACUUUAUUACUGAAAUAAACAAACUGAAAGUCAAGGUAAUGAAACAAGAACUGACAGUUCUACUUCCUGAAAUUUCAUCUGUUUCGCAAGAAAGUCUUGAAUUAAUUCUUCCAUACAUCAAGGAACUUAUGGAAGACCCAGAAACAUCAGUGCUGGCAGCUUGGAACCUUUUUGAUCUUGUUGCAAAACAUCUUGGGCCUAAGCAUACUGCUAAGUUUCUGAUGUCAUCAAUUCUUAAACUGUAUGAGAAUGGCACAGAAGAUGACAGUGAGCAGAGCAGCAAACAUGUUAAACUAUACCAUCACAUUUUUCUGCUGCAGUUAAUAGUUCGUCUAGGACUCAAAACGUUCCUUGAGAAUUUUGUGAGUCCUUUGGUGGAAGCUGUUGGAGGCUACAGAGAUUACUACAGCCGUGAUGGAGCCUCCUUUCAGCAGGGUCCAGAUCUUAGAAAUGCAACAUCUUCUCUUAAAGGCUGUGAUUUUGAGGACAGUACUAUAAUGGGUGUGCUUUCUCCAUUGGAUGAAGACUCUUCAGGUGACUCUGAAAAAUCUAAGCCAUCAAGUGGUGACAAUGUUGAGCAGACAGGAGAAACAGAGAAAGAUGUGCAAAAUGGUGCUGAACCAGAGGUCUUUGUGUUUGAAACAGGUGAAAAAUCAUCACCUGAUGACCCAGAAACUCCUUUGUAUCAUCUCAUGGAGCAUCUUGACUUGGAGUUGCCUGACCCUGCAGCUAUUGAUGAUGACGGCUCCCUAGAAAUAAAUUUUCAAGAAGAUGAGACUGUUCAUGAAGCAGCUGAAGAAGAUGCCAUUGAGGUUUCAGAAGAUUUCUCUGAUCCAGAAUUCCAUGCAGCAGACAGUAGCACUGUUCAUUUUAAUACUCCAGCUGCAUUUUUAGAGUCGAAAGACAUUGAUGUUUCUGAAAUGGAACCUGCAGCUGAAGAAACUCCAAACAAGACAAAUGAAAUUCAGCCUCUUCGGAAGAAAUCUAAUGCUCAAUUUAAGGUAUCAGACAUGAGUGCAGAAUCUGUCAUAUGGCUCUCUCACCGACUAGGCCCGGUACUGACAGCACGUCAUCUCUCACGAAAUUUAUUACGGAUGCUGGCACUGUGCUAUACAGGGUACUCCAACAUGGCUCAUGCAGCUCCACCCACAGCUGAAAUGGGUACUCUCAGCAUUGCUGAGGGACAUGUUCAGGGUGAUCAUAGUGCCUGCAAAGUCUUGGACUGCUUAACAUCUAUAGCUGCUUUGUAUGGGGAACAGAUGAUUGUUCUUCAGUAUCUUCCACAUAUGAGUGAGUUAAUAGCACUUUGCAAAAGGAAACUUACUCCAAAUUUAGAAGGUGGUGUAGUUGGGAGUCUGGCACUACUCAGACAUAUUGUUCCAUUCCUGUCGGAUGCUGUUUUAAUGGACCAGCUACAGGAUGUUAUUUUGAAAUCUGUGCUAAACCCUGUUGUCAGACUUUUAUCAACAACACGCACAGUAUUUCCAUCUGGUGCAGCAGCACGUUCAGCUGUUGCUCGGAAAUUUGCUGAUGCCAUUUAUGUUGUUGCAUUGAGGAUCGGUCAAGAGAUGUCUCGACGCCAUCUAGCAGUACCUCUACUGCAGAGAUUUUUUCUUGCCUUCGACAAAGCCUUCAUGCGCUGUGCACUUGAUGAUUCAUUACAGGGUGCCCAGUCUGUGAAUUCAUCUACAAAAGAAGCUGCUACAAGGUCUGACAAUGACAGUGAGGGGCCUGACAUAUCUAUUGGAGCUGAAAUGCGUGGGAAUCUGCUCAACAGAGUAAAGGAGAAUGAUUUUACAGAUUCAUACUCUCCCCCUCCAGCUAUUUCUUCAGAUGGAGAGCAGUUGCUGGAGCAAACCAGACACCAGGCGAUGGAAGAGUUAAAAAAAGUAUUUGUGCCAGAGUUAGCACAUAGAACAUAUCUCCCAUUGCUAAGAUUCCUUGGUGAAUCAGUUAUGGCACAGUCUCUGAAGAACGAGGAAUUUAUUAGAAGUCUGUGUUCUCAGGCUGAACAGGAGAGUCAGCAACAGGCAUCCCCUAUGGGAAUUGUGGAAGACACAAGAUGCUCAUCUGACCGGUUGUCUCCAAGUGGGACACAGGUGGCAGAGAGGACUUCAACUGGUAGCUUUGGGAGUAAUGUUGAAGUUGUUGGCAAUAGAAUUGAUUUACAGAGUGCAGAUAUCCCUUCUGUUCUACCAACAGAAAGUGCAGGUAUUGCUUUUCAAGAAAGUGCAGGUGACUUGAUGAAUCUCAUAAGCAAAAAAAUGGAGAAUACAAACAGGCAUUUACAUGGAAACUGGUUGGCAUACUGGGAACAUGAGAUUGGGCGACCUGAUAAAGAAACAAAUUUUAAUUUCAAGCAGAUAAAACUUCAGAGAUUCUCAGGCCAUACAAGUAACAUCCGCACCAUACAAGUGUUAGACAAUGAAAAUAGUUUCCUUAGUGGAAGUCGUGACAAGACUGUGAAACUGUGGUCACUAAGAAGCCAGGGUGAUGGAACUGCUGUUUCCCCGUGUCGAUGGACUUACACUGGUCACCGUAAGUGUGUACUGGCAGUGGCACUUAUAGAGUCACUACGGCUUGCUGCCUCAUGUGACUCAAUCAUCCACAUAUGGGACCCAUUUAUGGGAAGUGUAAUUGCUCAUAUGAACUCACCACGCUACCCACCUGUCAAUGUCCUUCAGGCUUUGCCACCACCAAGCCGUGUCCUGCUUGCGGCCACUACAGACACUACACUGCGCCUUGUUGAUGCACGAACCUGUUCUUUUGUCAAUGAACUGAAGGUGUCACAGAGUGCAACAGGACUAAUAAGAUGCAUUGCUGUUGGGCCUGAAGGCACAUGGGUGGCUGUUGGACAGUCAUCAGGAUUCCUGUCUAUGCUGGACAUCCGCACAGGUGGCCUACUGGCCUCUUGGAAAGGUCAUGACUCAGAGAUACUGCAACUUAUAUCAGCAAAUGGUGGCAACUCCAUUGUGAGCUCUUCUCUGGACCAGGCAGUUUCUGUUUGGAGUGCUGUUGAUGGCAGGUUCUGCUUUCCUAUGAAAGGGCCUACAGAACCUGUUCACUGUCUUAUGAGCUAUGGAUCGGAACUGAUAUCAGGGACCACAGCUAGCCGAAUAGGAGUCCAUUCUGCUGUUGAUAUGGAUGCCUCAUACACUUCAACUCGGCUGCGAUCCGAUACCUUCAAAGGUGUUCUUACGUCCAUGGCUGUCCUUCCUCUCAACAGGCUGCUGCUCCUUGGUGCUGACUCAGGGAACAUAACACUGCUCUGUUGAACUGCAUGUCAGCAAUAUGGAAACGGAAAACAUUUCUUUGGAUCUCAUUUACAGAAACUUUAAUUAAUAAUAUGAUUGUAAACAUUCCAUUGCAUAUCGAAGCACA
This is a messenger RNA of Schistocerca nitens (vagrant locust), 5241 nucleotides long. RefSeq names its product WD repeat-containing protein 81-like. The record is from RefSeq and is a predicted model, not a curated record. Gene Ontology annotation, biological process: aggrephagy. The transcript is spliced from 23 exons. Bases 225 to 5135 code for a protein of 1636 amino acids. Gene Ontology annotation, molecular function: phosphatidylinositol 3-kinase regulator activity; protein binding. Gene Ontology annotation, cellular component: mitochondrion. NCBI's taxonomy places the organism in Eukaryota, Metazoa, Arthropoda, Insecta, Orthoptera, Acrididae.